AUGAAGUUGUUUGUUGCCCUCCUUGCUACUCUUCUCAUUGUGGCGUCCGUGGAGGCUAAGAAAAAAGUGAAGAGAGCAGCCCCUGCUGACCCAACCGAAAAACAAGCAUUCAAAUUUCGCAACCUGAAAGAAGCCAACAACUUGAACCAAAUCCCAGUUCUCAAAACACCAACUCCCUAUGAACAAUGCAAAAUGAAAUGCAAGGAGGAAAGAGAUUCUGUGGCUAUUACUGGAUACAUUCAACAGUUGAAGGACGAAUUGGCUGCCGCUGAGUUGUUGGAAGCUCAAGCUGCCGCUGCAGCUCAAGCUGCUGCUGAAACUGCUGCCGCAGCUGAAGCUGCAGCUGCUGAGGAAGCUCAGGCUGCCUUAGACGUUGAAGGUCAACAAGCUUCUCAGACUAUCACCUCAUCAGCCGAAGUUGAAGAAGAGCCAAAGGCUUUGUUGAGAGAAAUUGCUGAAGCACAUGAUGUGAUCAGAGAAGCUGCCGCCCAAGUUAAUAAGAAUUGA
Messenger RNA from Auanema sp. JU1783, 507 nucleotides. The record is from the annotation of a GenBank genome assembly. Lineage: Eukaryota; Metazoa; Nematoda; Chromadorea; Rhabditida; Rhabditidae.